Molecule: messenger RNA, 6708 nt
Organism: Trichobilharzia szidati
Lineage: Eukaryota; Metazoa; Platyhelminthes; Trematoda; Strigeidida; Schistosomatidae
Source: the annotation of a GenBank genome assembly
AUUUUGAAUACUUGUUGGGGUUUUUUCGAAUCUUCAAGGUCGUAUGGCCAUCUGGUGGCCUUUCACGCAAGUUGUUUGGUGGUAUUUUUUCCCAUAUGGAGGUAUUAGAAACCGAGAGGAAGCUGACAUCCCAAUUGAUAACAUAGAAAUUAUUUCUGAAUUAUAAUUUAUCGACUGAAUCCGUGUUGUCAAAUAAUUGUAGAUACUUCUCUUUACAAAAUCUGGCAAAGUUUAACUAUCACAGUAAUCUUGAACAACUACACAAAUGAUGUAUAGAGAAAUCAUACCUUGCACGGUGUAUGCAUCCAUCCAGUUGACUGUAGGUCAUAGCACUUUAAGAUCUGUUGAUGUUUCUGACCAUAUUCUCCAACCUACUAACUCUAAACAUAGUCCCAACUGCUAAAUCUAGAUUUUAAUCUAAACCUCAACAUAAACCCUGAAACCUUAAUCUUUAUCCUACUUGACAGUAUAGAUUUGAAGAAAAAGUGCCUAGUAAAUGUAUAGAGUACUGUAUCUAUCCUAUCCAAGUUCAAAAUACAGGCACUAUUUCCUCUGGAAUGACAUUUCAUAGUGUUUCGUGUGUCUGAUCGGUUCUUGAAAGUUAACUUUUGAAAGACCUUGACUUCAGCUAUAGUAGUUUAAUCCGCCCGAAAACCACUCCGUAAUGAAUAAAUUUGUUAAGACCUUAAUAAAUACCAUUAUUGUAAUUAGCACAUAUUUUGUUCGUAAAUGUUCAGGUUUGUGCUAUUCCCAAGCUUACAGUAAUGCUGAACUAAUUAUCAACUAUCCCUCGACAAUGCGGUCUAGUUCUUAAAGGGUACUUUGUCUCCCUGAAAAGACCUAGUAUGUGCUCAAUAAUUUGGGUAGUGCUUAUGUAUUUUGAUAGAUGCUCAACAAAGACAUGCUGUUCUGAAAUAAUGCUAGUCGAAACUGAAGACACUGAAAUGAUGCUGAGAAAAAUGCCAGAUGACAGUAAACUAACACCUCGGAAGCCGCCAACUACACGGAGUGAAGUUUUGUACGGAAUAUGGAGUCAUAUGAGAAUCAUUUCAGGUUUCCCUCACCUUAAAAAGUAGGCAUUAGUUCAUCAUUUGCGAACAUUACUUCAGCACUAUUGUAGGCUCGGAUUGUCUUACUUGUGAAGUGCUGUUUUCAAAUUUGGGUCUGUCAUUGCGGUACAUACUUGCCUAAAUUUAAUUUCUGGUCCGGAAUAGCAUCUUAAGGUGGCUAGAUGGCUGUACUAUAUCCGGUUUUUUAUAUCAGAGUGACUGGUUUCAACAUAGAACUUUGUACUUAUGUGCAGCAGUUCAAGCCAACAUACUCCAUGUAGCACACAAAGCAAGAGAUAGUAGAAGAAAUGCAUAAUAGAGACAGUAGACCGCGAUAUGAGAUAAAAGGAAUGAUAAUAACGGAGAUCAACAUAGUCUCAUUGUAAAUUAUAAGUCACAAGGUGUUGAUGCAUCUGCACCACUGGGAACGAUUUUGAGCCAAAUCACCAAUUGUCACCAACCAUUGGUGUUUACCAUCCCGAAGACCCCAACCAGGAAGUCUACAUCUCCCUACGUGGCUUAAACUAACUGUUGUGGAUUUCAUUGACUGAGGAAGCCAUGUUUCGGUUUGGCCACCACUGGCUCUUUUCCAACCUGACCCUAUGUCAGCUGACAUUGCCCAUUGUUGAGGAAGGCGAUGGCUAGGCAUGCGUAACACAUGUCCUAACCAUCUCAAUAGGUAUAACUUCACAACCUCGCCUAUUGAUUUCCCCUCCUUAUCUAGCACUCGACCGAAGUCUUACCUCAAGAUUGCUCACCCUAUUAUACCACUUCACACGGGAGAUAGAACGCAGGUGCCUAUGAUCCAAGGCACCUAGCAUUUUCAUGUUUUCCACUUUCGACAGCCACGUCUCACAGUCAUAAAAGAGUACAAAGCGAACUGCUGAGCAGUACACACGUCCUUUGGUCGACAGCCGGAUAUCACUUAAUCGGCAGAGAUGGUGUGGAUUGGAAAGUGCCAAACGAACCUUCUUUAUCCGUGCUGAGAUUUCGUCAGCGAUCAACCCGUUGGCACUGGCUGAUGCAACUCCCCAAAUAAGUGAAGUGGUCAACACGCUCUACGACCUCAUUCCUUAUUUCUAAGCUAGGAGUCUGUAGUCCAGUCCUGUAUCAUCAUCUUACAUUUGGCGGAAGAGAAUCGCAUGCCAAGCAUUCGCAGAUUGCAGCUCAAGGUUUUCAGAAGACUCUGCUUGGUUUUGUCAGCUUCUUAACCUAGAAGGACCAUAUCAUCUGCAUAUUCUAAGUCAACGAGAUUAUUCCCUGGUAGCAAGUCAAUCCCUGCGUCUCUGAAGUGAGUUAGGGUUAAGUCCGUUAGUACACCUAUGAUGAAAUUGAAUAGAAAUGGGGACUGGGUAUCCCUGACGGACACCACUAGUUGUCACCAGUUCAGAUGACAACUCACCGUAACCUCUCACCUGGCUGCAUGAGUUCGAGUAAAGUGCCUUUUUAUAUCAGAAUUACGAGUCAUAGCAAACUUCUGGUGAACAUCAAGCUGUAACGUCCACUCCAGACUUUGUUCAAUAAAGCAGAAAUUACUUAUGCAUAUCAAGAAAUAUAGGUGCUUCAUUUUUGUGGUUCAUGUGAUGAAAUAAAGGCAGCUGGUGAAAUGUGGAAACAUGGGAUACAACUGGCAGUUGUAGAAUAAUUUUGAUUAGAUACUCACCUUUCUUGAUACAUUUAUUAACUAAAUCCCGACUGACUUUCACAUGCGUUGAGUGGACUUUUGUCACACUGUACUCACAGUCACUAAUGGUAAUGAACUGAAAACUACUGGCGGGCUCAGUAUUCAUCAUGGCCUAAAAAGUAAAGUUUUUGUUGGUGUUCUUAUUUCGCUUUCACUAUCUCUAAUUAGCAUGUUUCCAAAUACCUGCAGGAAAUAAUCUUUCACAUUUAGUAAUAAACCAUAACAAGAUUUUUAGUACUGUGGUCAGUUUUGCACUUUGCAAAGAGGUAGUAAUCCAUUGAAAAUCAGUCAUGUGGUUUGAGGAUGAAGGCAACCAUAUUGGAUUAAUAAUCCAUUCGGUAAUAAAUGUACAAGAGAUGUGACGUACUUUUGACCUAAUGGUGAUUUCGUAUUUCAUCGUAGCAACAGCGAAUUCAGUAAUCGGUACUUCUAAGGCGUUUCUUUGCGAAAUCUACAAAGCGAUGCACUCUGUUGCCUGAUUCGGCGGAAGGCUUGGAAAGGUCAUAGAGAAGUACAUCCAGACGUCCCUAAUGCAGAUCCAUGAUUAUAGGCAAGUUUUUGACAGGUGAAAUAUGCCAUCUAAUAGUCCACAAGUAAGCAGUCUGAAGUAAAUGUCUCCUGGGUGUGUUCACAGGAAAUUAAUUUGCCUGUCACAUGUUCCAAGAAACGGUUAAUUUUCGUAAGACGAUGAGAAAAAAAGUACCAACCAUGUAGACAUUUUCAUUAGCUCUCAAAGUUUUAUGUUCAUUGCAUACUAUUUAUCUUCUCUCCUCAAAUGUCAAUAGCUCGCUUUUAAUACUAUUCCCCGUAGAAUUUCUUUAUCACAUGACUGUCACCAAUGCUUACGACAUAAGCUAGAGAAGUACUAAAUUAAAAAAGCCAUAGGUUUUAGAACAUUUGCUUAAAUCCCAACGUAUUCAAAUGUGAAUAGGAGUAUGAGUGGAUUUUGUCAGUUGUUAAUGAUAACCUAGACUAGUCUGCAAACAUCUGUACACUGAAUUAGUGUGGCUAUCUAAAUGGAAUAUAGUUUAACAUGAUUAUGCAAAUCUGUUUCAUUGUAUACAAACCGAAGUACUUUCCAUAUCAAGCUUUAUUUUAUUUGUUACUUAUUUAGAUAUAAUCACUCAGUUAUACAAAUGAAUGAAAGUGCUGAAAUAGUUCGAUAUCCUAUUUCCUUGUGUGCUGUUCAAGCAGAUAUAUUACAAGCAUUUUUUGAAUGUCAGCUUCGAGGUCUUCGUCACAGUUGCAAAUGGCUUACAGAUUUACUAUGGUCUAUAAAUCUUCCGAUAAUAUCAGCUCCGGAUAGCGUUUUCUCUGCUAGCAACGUUCACCGAAGUAUACCAGCAGAUAAAUUGACUACCUUCCUACUUGCUCGCAGUUGUUUUGACCUUCAAGAGUAUGAUCAUUGCGCUGAGAUAUUAUCGCAUAAUUUUGAGAAGUCAAUUCAUGAUUAUCCGAAAUGUUUUAUCGAUAACUAUGGUUAUGUGUAUUAUUUCCUGUAUAUAUAUUCACGGUAUAUGGCCUGUGAAAAACGCCGUGCUAAUGAUGCUGUUGAAUCACGGCUUACAUUAAAACCAAAUGAAGAAGCGAAAUCAUCAUUUCUGUCUACUGCUAGAUGUAAUAAAGAACUUUCAUCGUUAAAGUGUGAAAUAGAACCAUAUACAAGUAAAAUGAAUUACAAAGAUGAAAAUAAAACUCAUAGAAUUGGUAACUCAUUCCUCUUAUAUGCUAAUGCAUUGAUUUGUCUUCGACUGGGAAUGAAGGAGACAACUAUAUCAUUAUUAGUUCAGGCGAUUAAUUUUUAUCCUUUUCUAUGGCCUGCAUGGUAUGAAUUAAUUGAUCUUAUUGAGAAUAAAGAAGAAAUGAAUAGUUUAAACCUUCCCACAGAUGAUGAAUGCUGGAUGAGAUAUUUCUUUGAAGCCAAGGUAUAUUUGAAACUACAUGAAGGUGAAAGAGCUUUAGAGAUCCUUUUAAAACUAUCAGGAAGUGGAUUCAGUAAAAGUUUUAAUUUACAAGCAGCAAUCGGCUUAGCUUAUGAUGAAUUACGUGCUAUCGAAUUGGCCAAAAAACAAUUUAAGCAGUUGUUCAAUGCCUGUCCAUGUCGAUUAGACAAUGUGGAUGUAUAUUCAAACAUAUUAUACGUUUGUGAAGAUUUAACAGAACUAGCUCAUUUAGCCCAUCAUUGUAUUAAUUUGGACAGAUAUAAUGCAGAAACGUGUUGUGUUGUGGGGAAUUUCUUUGGGUUACGUGGACAGCACGAAAAAGCUGUCAUGUAUUUUCGACGCGCUCUUAAAUUAAGAACAGCUUAUCCUUUAGUAUGGACAUUAGUUGGCCACGAAUAUAUGGAAUUAAGGAAUACAAAUGCUGCUAUACAUGCUUAUAAACGAGCACUUGUCUAUGAUAGAAAUGACUACAGAGCAUGGUAUGGUUUAGGUCAAAUGUUUGAAGCGUUGGGUUUGCCGUCAUUCGCUCUCUAUUAUUAUAGAGAAGCACAAUAUCUGGUGCCUACAGAUUCACGUUUAAUUGUAGCAUUAGGUGAAAUUUACGAGAAGCUGAACCGUUUAGAUGAAGCGAAGAAAUGCUAUUGGCGAGCAUAUUGUGUUGGUGAUAUAGAAGGUGGGGCGCUUAUUCGACUAGCUGCGUGUUUUGAGAAAUGUUGUGAAGAUGCUGAGGCUGCAGCAGCAUACACUGAAUUUAUCAAACUUGGCCACCGCUAUGGAGUACAAAAACAAUCAGAUUUAGCUGCAGCCUAUAAACAUAUAGCAAAUUAUCAUUUACGCAGAGGAAAUUAUACAGAUUCUGUCUUGGCAGCAAACAGAUGCCUUGAUUAUCCUGAAACUCAUGAAGAAGCUAAAGCUAUGUUACGUCAAAUUACAGUGUUAGCUGGUGACAUUGAGCAGCUUGCUCCAUCAGAGCCUGCAAACACCGACUCCCAAAUUGAAAAGAAUAAAUCUGGUCUAAUUGAAGAGAUGGGCAAAAUUACAGAUGCACAAACAUCAAGGAAGCCUGGUGGAUUGGAAACGUAUCUAAAACAGACUAUGAAGUCAACAGUCAGUGAAAUGCAGCCUUUAAGUCUUUCACUAAGUCAUGCUCUAACCUCUUUCAAUGAGUCAACAGUGCUACGAAGAAGAUUUUAUCUACGCAAAAAUACGCCAUUGUCAUCAUCAUCAUCACCAGCAGCAGCAGCUACAUCGCUACCUGUUCGUUCAAGUCAUUUAGUUGCAAACAUAUUGACUGAUAGUAUUGUUGCUGACGUUGAUACUAAUGGUGGUGUUGGCAUUCAAAGUAUUAAUUCAAUUGAUCCGUCAGUGACCGAGCCUGUGAACACUGUAACCACAUCUGUACAUUAUUCUAAUUCAACAUUACCAUGUGAUACUGUAUCAUUUGACCGUACAGCCAGUGAAACAAUAAUUGACAAUGUAACUACUACUGGACAUCGUUCGUAUACACCACCGAUUACGAAUAACAGAACUUCUGUUGCUGUCACAAGUAUAGAUAAUCAGCAUAAUAUGCAAUCUAAUAUAAUGUCAUUUCAGGAAGAUGAAUCAAUGCGGCUUAGUGACGAAGAAUCCUAGAACAUCAUUAUGAUAAUCAUCAUCAUUGAUUUGUAUUGUAAAUUAAUGUUUACUUAUUUACUUAUUGUAUUCAUAAUUUCAUGUUAACUUGUGUAAAGAUACUAAUUUCUUGGCAAGAAUGUCUUCUUUUCUUAUUUGUCUCAUUGAAUGUUCGUUUGAUGUGAUGAUUUUUAAAAAAAUGUGGAAAAAUUUGUUACUACUGAGGUAUUCUGUACCAAUUUUUUCGACUUAGUUAAUAGACUAUGGGAUGAAACAAGUUUUUGUCUUGCAUUAUAUUUCUUCAUACUGCGUUUUAUUUUUGAUGAUGAUAAUAAUAAUCGUACUAACAAUAGUGCAAGCUGGCAGAAUACAACUAAUUAUUCAUUAUGACUUCAAACAUUCCCUGUAACUGUUAGAUAAU